AUGUCCUUAGACACAGAGUUCAGAGAAUUCAGACUGGAGAACGUUCAGGCCAAUCAGAGCGGUGCCUACAGCUGCCGGGCCUAUAACAGUAAAACCCUUAGGUCUGAAACAUCAUCACCAUCAACAAUCACUGUGCUUGAGAGAAUAUCUGCUGCUGCCAUUACAAUCACUGGGGACAACCUGAUAGCAGGUAAUAGUUCUGUUAACUUAACCUGCGAUGCACAGGGCACCAUCAUCACCAGAGAGUGGAGAAAGGAUGGCAAUCCUCUGCAAGGAGUUAACAUCGAUGAGCUCAACCGAACAGUUUCCAUCAGCCCAGUAAAGAAAGAAGACAAUGGAGUUUACACAUGUCAAGUCAGCAACCCUUUCAGCUCUGAGACAGUCUCUAUAGGACUGAUUGUGAACUACGGACCAGAGAAAGUAAACAUCAUGGGAGAAGGAGCCAUAGAGAUUGGUCGUCUAGUUCAUUUGACCUGUACUGCUGAGUCCGUCCCUGAGAGCACCUACACAUGGGCAUUUAAUGGGACAGAAACAAGUGUGACUGGAGCUUCAUACAUCAAAGAGCUGAGUGAAUAUGAAGACAGUGGAACCUACACCUGCACUGCUCUGAACAGCAUUACCAGACACACAGUUGAUGCAGUUUUUGAACUGUCUGUCAAAGAGAAGGGGCAACCUGGAUUGCCAAUAGGGACCAUUAUAGGCAUAAUUGCAGCAGUUCUUUUCAUUGUUGUGGCAGUGGUUGGCAUUUCAGUAUUUCUGUUGAAAAAGAGAAGGAGUUUGCCUGGAGACCCUACAAGAAGAGAUAUGGCAGUCUAUGAAAUACCUUUUACCAAAAAGGACAACCAUACCUACGCAAAUACUAUGAGAAACCCAGAACUACUGGGUGGACCUGCUCAGGUGACACCUAAUUCAGCUGGUAGAAAUCCUCAGCAGGCACUCAGAUCAUGCAGCAGAAAAGGUGGUGACUCAACAUCAAGCAUCAACCAACAUCAAGCAGGCUUGGAUGGUCAUGUGUAUGACACCCCUCUCCCUGCCCACUCAUUUCAUUCUACAGUGAGUACACAAAUGCCUUGCACUUUUGAAAUCAGUUUGUUUUCCUUCUACUGUGAGUACACAAAUGCCUUGCACUUUGAAAUCAGUUUGUUUUCAUUCUACAGUGAGUACACGAAUGACUUGCACUUUUGAAAUCAGUUUGUUUUC
This is a messenger RNA of Clupea harengus (Atlantic herring), 1200 nucleotides long. RefSeq names its product carcinoembryonic antigen-related cell adhesion molecule 20-like. The record is from RefSeq and is a predicted model, not a curated record. Bases 1 to 1185 code for a protein of 394 amino acids. NCBI's taxonomy places the organism in Eukaryota, Metazoa, Chordata, Actinopteri, Clupeiformes, Clupeidae. The transcript has 8 exons.